Elgaria multicarinata webbii is the source of this 356-nucleotide messenger RNA. RefSeq names its product general transcription and DNA repair factor IIH helicase subunit XPD-like. The coding region runs from base 31 to 285 and encodes 84 amino acids. The record is from RefSeq and is a predicted model, not a curated record. The transcript is spliced from 3 exons. Lineage: Eukaryota; Metazoa; Chordata; Lepidosauria; Squamata; Anguidae.
GAAAAGGCGGGACGUCGCCCGACCGCGCCAAUGUUGGGUGCCUGGCUGGAGCACCAGAGGGACCAGUUCCAAAUCCAUGAGAACAACUUCCUGGCCUUUGAUGCCAUGUGGCACGCAGCGCAGGGCAUGGGCCGGGUGAUCCAGGGCAAGACCGACUAUGGCCUCAUGGCCUUUGCUGACAAGGGACGGUCAGCAAAAGUGACUCGUUUCCUGCAUUCAAGCCUUGGACAAAGUUGUUCAAUUUCUUUAAACCACGGGUUAGCUGCGUUUACGUUUAAAACCUGAUGAUACGCUCUCCAUCUGCUUUCCCACAAAUGGUACGGCACCCUUUUAUCAAUAAAAGUCAGGAGAGGGUA